Quercus robur (English oak) is the source of this 1686-nucleotide messenger RNA. RefSeq lists its product as uncharacterized. Bases 69 to 1475 code for a protein of 468 amino acids. The transcript has 5 exons. The record is from RefSeq and is a predicted model, not a curated record. NCBI's taxonomy places the organism in Eukaryota, Viridiplantae, Streptophyta, Magnoliopsida, Fagales, Fagaceae.
AGAUUGGGGGUGCACUACUAUUGGUGUAGUUGUGGGCGUGGGCGAGGUUUCCCCACAUAUGUCCUGUGAUGAGGCAUCCACACCAGGCACUGCCUCCAGGUCCACUUGCUGUCAGAUGGAAAGGGGCUAAGAUAACAACUGAACAUUCGAUGCACGUCCUACGUGCCUAUCGUGUGUCGCUUACUUCACUGCGGCCAAAUCAGAUUGUUUGGGAGCCAUACAGAAAUUAUUUGCGUUCUCUACCCGCAUAUUGUACGGCAGGCCAACACAUAUGGAGGUCUAUUGUGCCGCUCAUACAUUUUUGGGUGGUUGAAGGCCAUCAUCCCGAACGUGUUCUCCGACAGUUUGGGAUGAAGCAAGGCAUACCAGAAGAUGUUGAUACUUCAAUUGAACUGCACAAGAUCACCCUCCAGGGCAAGCACGAAAAAGAUUGGGCCCGAAUACAUGCCCCGCAUAUUGCUAAAUGGGCUGCGCACGCCAGAAUUGCCGAUGCACCGGCCUUUCACGGGGAGAUGAACUACAAUGACGAGUAUUUGGUUUGGUUUCGUCCCCGCACUGUUCGCCAUAUUACAAAAGAGACUUCGUACUGGGACACUUUGGUUGAAUCGCAGUUGCGCAUUAUAACGAAGUGCGAACCAGGGUCUGAGAUCUACACCGACUGUAUUAAUGCCUUGCAAGCUGUUGAAGAGAUCGGUCGGUUAUCCUUGGACCAUGCACGUGACGUGGGCAACACAAGUGAACCAACUGUACGGCGUGGUCGGCAAGCAAGUGGACGUCAAGGGCGUGGAGGCCAUCAAUCUAGCCAGCGUCAUACAUCUAGUCGGCCUCCCACAUCUAGUCAGCGUCACACACCCGUGCCCACAUCUAGUCGACGUCCCACAUCUGCUCAGCGUCCUACAUUUGGUUCGCGUCACACACCCGUGCCCACAUCUAGUCGGCGUCACACACCCGUGCCCACAUCUACUCGGCAUCACACACCCGUGCAUGACCACACAAUGGAGGAAGCAAGUCAGACAACAGAUGAGAUGUGGGACGACACUGCUUAUGACGUAGGCUCCAUGGCACACGAUGAUGCGGGUCCAUUCCAUACGUUUGCCCAUGGAGACACAUCUGGGUCCCCAUCCAUGAGGAGCGAUGGUACUUGCCCACCCAUAUCCCCUAGUACAUCUCCGUUGCCCACCACCCGUACGUCUCCCCCACUGACUACCGGCCCUGCCCCCGCAAUUGUACAUGGUAGAGAUGAGAUGAGGUUCAUGCCCACUCCUGGGCGACCCACCCCUGUUGCCGUCCCCCCUGAGUUUGUGCAUACCGAGUUCAUCCAGACACAGAUACCCACCCCCCCACCAGAGCCUUUGCAUAUCGAGGAUCGGCCACGAAGGCCGCAACGCACACGGACACAUCCUCCUGACUGUGGGACUGGACAUGGCAAGGUGAGACCAGUCAAGGAACCGGUGAGGAGAAGAAAACGAGAAUGAUUCAAGAAUGGGCAAGAAUUUGUGCUACUUUGGGUUUGUAAUGGUGUAGGAUCUUUUUGUCAUGUAUAGGAUCUUCUUGUUCUUUGGUGAUAUAUAUAUAGUAGCACAUAUAUUUUGGCAAUGAACAUGAAGAUUUGGGCUUACAAUCUGAUAUAUUUUUUGUUCGUAACUUGCAAAAUUCUACCAAUGAACUUCAGAAAUUUCCAUUUGA